GGUGGAUACAGGGGCAACAUAUUCCACCAUGAAUGCUGUCAUGCCUUCACAUAAACUUUCUGAUCAGACAAUAUCAGUGGUUGGUUUUUCUGGGGUGAAACAGACUCUGCCACUCUCCACGCCUCUGCACACGGCUGUGGGCAGACAGAAAGUGACACAUCCUUUUGUAUGCUCCCCCUCAUCUCCCGUUAAUUUAUUAGGGAGGGACUUGUUGAUUGCUCUGGGGGCGACUAUUUUGUGUGGACCUGAUGGAUUACUUGUCACUUUUCCUGAUGGAUCGUCUCACGCCUGUUCUCCGGUUUAUACCCAUGGACAGUUUUUGCUGCAACAAGCUGAGGAGCAACUGGCUGACAUAUACUGGGGGCGUAUACAGCCGGAAAAGACUGACCAUGCUGGAAUUCUAUCUUGUUUUCUGCUUUGGAAGCCCUGGAUUCAAGCGCUUGCUCCGUAUGGUCCGACCCCUGAUCUGCCCCAUGUUACUUUGUUUUAUGACCGAGACCAGACUGAAUGGUUCCAGGAGCAGUUUGAGACACAUUUAGCCGGUGUUGACUGGACUGUAUUUUCACAGGACAUUUAUGUGGCACCGGAGGGGGUGGCUGCAGCUGUUAAUCUGACUCACGAUCAGUCGUUUUGGUAUAAAAUGCAAGAUGAAGCUGUUCCACAUAUUUCUUUGGCUCUCCAUCCUGGCCAUCAGGCCAGGGAAUUAGGGGGCGUGGUAAAACGCUCCCUGGCAGUUUCAGACUGGCAGGCAACUGUUAAUACAGACCUCUUUUUCUCUCCUUCUACAAACACCUACAGAAUAAAGUGUUCUGCUGUAGAUUCUGUAGUUUUGGAACAUCUUCAACUUCCUAGGCACCAUGGCAGGGAGUUGACUGAUCAUCCAACUGCAGCUGCUAUGUUGGCUUCUCUGCCUGAAUGUCUGUGGGCAACAGGUCCUACGGAUGUGGGGCUUGUUGAUGUCACACCUGUCACUUUUGAUUUGCGACCAGGCCCUCCUAUUUGGAGGUCUCAGUAUCCUCAUAAGCAGGCGGCAGAAGAGGGACUAGCGGAAACAAUUGGGGGUCUUCUGGAGGCUGGUGUGUUAGAAUCUUCCACCUCUUCCUGGAACACUCCUAUUUUACCGGUCGAGAAAAAAGGGACGGGUAAAUACCGCAUGGCACAUGAUCUCCGGGCGAUUAAUUUUGUUUUAUUGACCCCUACGGUGCCAGUCCCUAAUCCUCAUGUUGCAUUAACUAACCUUGAUCCCUCUCAGACUUGGUUUUCGUGUGUGGACCUUGCUAACGCUUUCUUUUGUCUCCCAUUGGCUGAGGAAUGUCGGGACGUGUUUUCUUUCACCUACGGGGGUCAGCAGCUGAGAUAUACACGUUUGCCUCAGGGUUUUGCUCUCUCCCCAGGGCUUUUUAAUCAGGUUUUGAAACAGCAGUUAGCAGACUGCUCGUUACCAGACGGCGUGACUCUGAUUCAGUAUGUGGAUGACCUCAUGCUUGCAGCACAGUCGUUGGAGUCCUGCAUUGAGGCCACGCGACGUUUGCUGUCACACCUUGCUGACGGAGGUUUUAAAGUGAGCAGGUCUAAAUUGCAAAUUGCGAGAAAGCAGGUUUCUUUCUUGGGGCGGACUAUCACUGCGACUGGCACUCAGAUGUCUGCCAGUCACAAAUCUGCUAUUCUUGAUCACCCUAAACCACACACGGUGAAAGACAUGCUGUCCUUUCUUGGUUUGACUGGAUAUAGUAGGAACUAUGUUCCUAACUAUACUGGUUUGACAGACCCUUUACGGGCAUUAGUCAGGGAGCAUGGGACUCGUAAGCUCAACCAGGUUUUGACUUGGACUGUGGAGGCGGAAGAUGCUUUUAUCUCUCUGAAACAGCAAUUGGCUGCUGCUGCCCAGUUGGCUGUCCCAGAUUAUGCUUCGCCCUUUUAUUUGGAUGUUUCUGUUACAGAACUGACGGUUAAUGCAGUUCUGUUUCAGAAAAAAGGGGGAGACAGGAGAAUCCUCCAAUAUGUCAGCACAAUGUUGGAUCCGAUGGAAAAAAGACAUCCGACAUGUACAAGACAUGCAGCAGGUGUGGGAAAAAUGAUUCAAAAGACAGCACACAUUGUGAUGGGUCAUCCAUUACAGGUUAUGACAUCACACAGCGUGGUGGCAUAUGUGAAUUCACAACAUUUCACAUUAACUACAUUGAGACAACAAAAACUGAGCAAAAUUCUGGAAUCACCUAAUAUAACUUUUGUACAUAUCGGAGCGAAUAUGGCUGACAGGAUGCAAGAUGGACAGCCACACAACUGUGACGAAUUAGUACUGAAGGAAGAAAAGAUAAGACCGGACCUACAAGCUUCUCCUCUAGAAGGUGAAGAUGUGAAAAACUUUUAUACAGACGGUUGCUGUUUUAAACAUGACACAGACGGUUUGAGAGCAGCAUAUGCGAUAGUGGAAGACUUGGGCAGUGAGUUUCGUGUUUUGAAGGCAGAAAAGCUGCAGGGUGCCCAAUCGGCACAGAGGGCAGAAGUAAAAGCAAUGGUCGAAGCACUGAAACUGGCUGAGGGAAUGAGGGUGAAUCUUUACAGUGAUUCAGCGUAUGUGGCUAGCGCUGUACAUGUGGAACUUCCUCAGUGGCUCAGAGCAGGAUUUAUGACUGCAACACAAAAGCCCAUAAAACAUGAAACUGAAAUGAAAGAAUUGGCGGAGGCAUUACUGUUACCUCAGUCUGUGGCUGUGAUUAAAUGCAAGGGACAUGAUCAGAGCAAGACCAGAGUUGCAGCAGGAAACGCAGCCGCGGAUGAGGCCGCUAAGAGGGCAGCGGGAUACCUGACAUCUCUUGUGAUGGUGAGUACUGAAUUUGAACAGGUCGAACAAAAUCACUUUGAAAAAAUUAUUUCUCAUCAGAAAACCGUGUCACCUGAGGAACGAUCAGUCUGGAGAGCAAGAGGUGCCGUCUGCAAUGAAGGACUCUGGCGGGGACCAAAUGGUAAAGUAAUUCUUCCUCCAAAUAUGAGAUUCCAGGUUUUCCAGGAAGCUCACGGACUCGGACAUGUGGGUAUUGCACAGAUGCUAAAAAAUCUAGAGCACUGGUGGCAUCCAUUUUUGAGAGACAUGGUCAAGGAAUAUGUGAAAACAUGUGAAAUUUGUGGACAACACAACGCAAAACCAACUAUUCGGCCACCAGCGGGACAUUUCCCUUGUACUACACAACCGGGUAAGGAAAUAAUUAUUGAUUUCACAGACAUGAUAACACCCGUUAGAGGAUACAGGUAUGUAUUAAUGUGUGUGGAUGCAUACUCGGGCUGGCCGGAGGCGUGGCCAGCAAAAAAGGAGGACAGCAAAACUGUCAUAAAGUGUCUGAUCAAUCAUCACAUUCCGACCCAUGGAUUUCCAGAGAAGGUGAGAUCAGAUAACGGCACUCAUUUUAGGAACCAAGAUCUGCAGAAAGUGGAGCAGCUGCUUGGAUUGAAGCAUUCUUUCGGUACAGUAUAUCAUCCUGAGUCACAAGGCAAGGUUGAGAGGUUAAACCAAACUAUCAAACAAAAAUUGGCCAAAGUAUGUGCACAUACCAAAUUAAAUUGGGUAGAUGCUUUGCCUAUUGCUUUGAUGUCUGUUCGAAUGUCUAUUAAUCAAACAACAGGGUUCUCUCCAUUCGAGCUCCAGACCGGACGGAUUUUUCCAGGACCUGGGAGUCGCGUGCCCGGAUGGAAAGGUGAACUUGCACAUUUAUCUCAUAAAGAUUUCUUUACUGAGUUACAGAGUCUGGCUGCGGAAUUUGCAAAAUACCAGACGGCACAGGAGCGUCCAGCUUCAGGACCAGUUCCAGGAAUCGACUGGGUGUGCCUGAAGGUCAUCAAACGGAAGUGGUCUGAACCUCGCUUCACCGGACCACACCGAGUAGUGGAGAGGACGUCCCAUGCUGUUCGUCUACAAGGGAAAGGAGACACCUGGUUUCAUUGGAGUCAGUGCACAGCAGCCGACGAGCCACAACGUGCGCUCCGAGACGUACAAGACGAGCUACGACUUCAAUCUUCGGACGAGGAGCAACGCCAGGUGCUUCCAGGGGGGAGUGUAGCAGGAAUUCCUGCCACAACCACUUCAGGUUCCUGAAAUUCAAAGUUCAAAAGGCUCGGACGGGCAUAAUAAUCCUGUUCCGAUGUCCUUCCAUUGAGGAAGAAGGAGAUUUCAUACUCUCCUUAAAAACUCACUGUUAUAUUGGCAUAAUAAUCCAAUUUUCAGUGAGCAACGGCUGCGAAGGUGGAAACUUGAGGUUUCCAACCGAGGAGGAUCAGGCUACAAGAAGAUCCACAUUAACUCAUUUUAUUGCGAGUUUUCGUUUUUGCGAACUUUAAAAGAACUUUCGUCUUUGCGCGUAAUUUUUAUCAUUUUUUGAAGAAGAUUUCAUAUUUUGUUUUUUACAGACUAUCAAAGAACAUUUGAAAAAAAAAAAAAAAAAGAAGAUAUUGUGUAAUUCUUUAUCUCUGCAUGUUUUUGAUUUGUGGCGAGUAUUUUUAAGUUUCCAGAACACUUUUUAGUUAGUGUUAUGUGCAUAUCUUAGUCUUAUUUUUGCAUUUUUACAUUUUGGGGUGUUAUGUGUACUGUGUUUUGGGUUGCAUUAUGAUAAUUGAGUUUAUAAUUUUUUCAUAAUUGUAGAAUGAUAAGUGCCUUUCAUGUUUAAUUUUACCGGUGAAACUUUGCGGUUAAAAGGUGAGUAUUAAAAUUGUUGAAUAACGCAGGAUUACAAUUGACAGGUUCACAUGAUGGGGGUCAGCUUAAGAUACAUGAACUGGGAGUGGAAGUUUUUGCUAGGUGUGUUUCUUGAACUCAAUUUGCUGGGAAUGUGGGUUUUCGGAGGAUCCACGAGUGGACUCAUUUCCUCACAGACACUUGAUCUCCGACCGAGUUUUGUCGAGUGCGGAGUGUCUUGCGGAAAUGCGACUAUUCGUGUGGAGCGUUCUUUGAGACCUCCUGUUGAUAAGUGCCUCACUAAGUAUCGUGGAAUUGAGUUGAACUAUACUCUGGGUACUGUAACUAAUUACCAAAUUGAUCUGUGUGAGGUAAUUCGUCGCUGCUGGUCGACUCCUCAAUCCUGGCAGAAGACAUCUGUGUAUUUGUGUGGUGAUCUGACCUUCCAGCGACAUUGUAUUACUCAGGAAAAUGGGGUUCGACACUUGUGUCCCACUUGGAAAUCGGCUUUCAGAUGGGUGGGAUCAAGUUGGAGUCCACCGUAUGCUCAUAAAUCUGUCACUGAAUAUGACAAGGUUACCAUAAGACGAGGGACUUUAAGACAUUCUCCAGCGACGGGUAAAAAUCCUUUAGUGCUAACCAUUUCCUCGAUGCACGAUGUUUUCUUUAAACAGUAUCCGGCAGAUUCAGCUGUUUAUUUGGCUCUAGGUGCUUCAGUGGAUGAUAAAGAUCCACUUGGGAUUAUCAAAAUUAAUAUGGUUAGACCUGAGGGGGAGGAAGACAGGGACAUGGAAAUUCCUGAUCAGCAUGCGGCUAAGAUUGAUUACACAGCAGUUUCACCAUUGGACAUCAUUCAAACAGCGACUGGGUAUAGGGAAAAAAAAUUUAUGGCUGAAUUGGAUGGUUCAAACGGCUAAAGAAACUAAUAUUGGGAACUGCAUUGCAUGUGCUACAGCUAGACCUCAUUUGUUUACUGAACCUGCCCCAUUACACUUGGGAGAUAGUUGGGGUUUUAAUUGCAUGCUGAGGUUAACAACUGAGGCAGAUCCCGUAAAUUGUGAUGCGCUUGCCAAAAUAUAUCCACCUAUUAAUAACUAUACUCAGACGGGAACUUUUCUUCCGGUUAAGGGUAAAGGGUUGUAUGUGUGUUUUAAUUUUACUCAUCUUAAGCCCGAUUUCAAUCUGGGACAGAUUUCUAGUGAUUGGUGUAAUGUUACUUUACCAGCGGCCGGAAUCGGGAGUUGGGCAAGAGCUGGACUUUAUUAUUUUUGUGGGGGUGAUAGAUUAUAUGUGCGUAUUCCUCCUAAGACUGUUGGAGUAUGUGCUAUGACUCGCCUGGCUGUGCCAC
Xiphophorus couchianus (Monterrey platyfish) is the source of this 6014-nucleotide messenger RNA. RefSeq lists its product as uncharacterized. Gene Ontology annotation, biological process: proteolysis; DNA integration. The transcript has 2 exons. Gene Ontology annotation, molecular function: RNA-DNA hybrid ribonuclease activity; nucleic acid binding; aspartic-type endopeptidase activity. The coding region runs from base 29 to 4090 and encodes 1353 amino acids. The record is from RefSeq and is a predicted model, not a curated record. Lineage: Eukaryota; Metazoa; Chordata; Actinopteri; Cyprinodontiformes; Poeciliidae.